GGAACUAUUUGUUUGCUCGGUGCUAUAAAUGGAGCGAAACGGAUUUCGAUGAAGAAAGAAGUCGAAGUGAUCGUAACGCGAGUUGACAAUGACAAUGGCAAAGCAAGAGACCCGGUUGACUAACCUACUGAUGGUACUGGCCUGCAUCAGCAUCACCUGGAUGGGAAUGGAAUUGGGACUAGUCCAGGCCGACGAUCAGUCCGAGGAGACGAGCAUGACGUUGAGUGAGGUCACUGAGAUGUUGCAACCAUUUGCCCAGUCUUGUGAACCCGUUCCCACCAAGGAUCAAAUGGAGGAGGUGGUGAUGAACAAGGAGCAGCCAUCGCAUGAAAGCAAGUGCUUCCGGAGGUGCCUGCUGCAGCAGUUCGAUGUGAUGGGCGAGGGGAGUACGAAGUAUAAUGCCACCAAGACGGUGGAUAUGAUGAACAUGAUGUAUCCCGAUAAGAAUGAACAAUCCCAGAAAAUAGUCGACACUUGCAAUCAGGCAAAUGGCAUUACCGAUGAGUGCGAAGUUGCGCAUACCGUUGCCAUGUGCAUGUUGCGAGAGAUGCGCCAAGCCGACUACAAAAUACCCGACAUCAAGGAAUAGUCCUAAUGCCACGCCCAUCUCCACCACCACGCCCUCAACCACACCCACUCCAGACGUUGCUUUCAGGCGCAUAUGAUUCACAGUUAAUGAAUUUUUUUUUUAUAAUUAUUUCAUGGAUUGAUACCUUAAAAAUACCCUAUAGUUAUUGUAGUGCCCUUAAAUUCUAGAUCCUGGUUCCCCUAUAUAUGUACAUACAUUAUUGACGUGACUUGUGAUUAUUUUGGUUCCUAAUCAUGCACAGGCUUUGAAUAAAGAAAUAAUCCAAGAAAUCA
Messenger RNA from Drosophila innubila, 861 nucleotides. RefSeq lists its product as uncharacterized. NCBI's taxonomy places the organism in Eukaryota, Metazoa, Arthropoda, Insecta, Diptera, Drosophilidae. Gene Ontology annotation, biological process: sensory perception of smell. Bases 89 to 589 code for a protein of 166 amino acids. Gene Ontology annotation, molecular function: odorant binding. The record is from RefSeq and is a predicted model, not a curated record. The transcript is spliced from 3 exons.